This is a messenger RNA of Sardina pilchardus (European sardine), 2472 nucleotides long. It is a transcript of the gene prkar2ab, whose product is annotated as protein kinase, cAMP-dependent, regulatory, type II, alpha, B. The transcript is spliced from 16 exons. The record is from RefSeq and is a predicted model, not a curated record. Gene Ontology annotation, molecular function: protein kinase A catalytic subunit binding; cAMP-dependent protein kinase inhibitor activity; cAMP binding. Bases 350 to 2173 code for a protein of 607 amino acids. Gene Ontology annotation, biological process: negative regulation of cAMP-dependent protein kinase activity. NCBI's taxonomy places the organism in Eukaryota, Metazoa, Chordata, Actinopteri, Clupeiformes, Clupeidae. Gene Ontology annotation, cellular component: cAMP-dependent protein kinase complex.
CCGGUGGAAUGUAGGUGAAAGGUCUGUUGGGUACUUUGACAGCAGUAAGGUGCUUUUGAAGAGCGUUGGACUUGUACUUUGUCACUAAUUGUCGAAGAACAGGUUAGCCAGUGUAUUACUUCCCAAGUUUGCGAUUCCGACUGUUCUUGCAGUCUGAAAUAGAUGUAAAAAGCAAACUCAAUUAGGUAAAUAACGUUAGCUAGAACACCUAGCCAAGCAUCAACGUUACUGACGUUAGGCUUGUUGUCAGCAUUGUCAGUAUUCAGUUAAGCAUUUUUGGUGACUAGCUGCUAGCUAUAGCAGAGACACUUAUAUCUUUAAAAAGACUUUGGCUAUAGUAAGUACGAAGAUGUCUAAGCAACCGCAACCCAUCAGUCCUUUGAAGAACUUCUUUGCAGGGGGUUUUGGAGGUGUUUGUCUGGUGUUUGCUGGUCAUCCGCUCGACACCAUCAAGGUGCGUAUACAAACCCAGGCGAAACCAGCUCCGGGCCAAUCCCCUCUUUAUGCUGGUACUUUUGAUUGUUUCAAGCAGACGCUUGCCAAAGAGGGAGCCAAGGGGCUCUAUAAAGGCAUGGCUGCUCCUAUCAUUGGGGUAACGCCCAUGUUUGCAGUUUGUUUUUUUGGCUUUGGUUUAGGGAAGAAGUUACAACAGAAAUCUCCAGAUGACAUCCUCACGUAUCCUCAACUUUUUGCAGCUGGAAUGUUGUCAGGUGUCUUCACCACUGCCAUUAUGGCACCAGGGGAGCGUAUCAAGUGUCUAUUACAGAUCCAAGCAGCAUCAGGUACCGUGAAAUAUAACGGGCCCAUGGACUGUGUGAAGCAACUCUACAAAGAGAGUGGAAUCCGGGGAAUCUACAAAGGCACAGCAUUGACCCUUAUGAGAGAUAUACCAGCCAGUGGGAUGUAUUUUAUGACGUAUGAGUGGCUUAAACACAUCCUAACACCAGCAGGAAGGAGGAUGAGUAUUGAGAUACCAGCUGGUUUAACGGACUUAUUGAAAGGCUAUACUGUGGAGGUGCUUCGCUCCAGACCGCCGGACCUGGUGGAGUUUGCCAUUCAAUAUUUCAGCCGCCUGAAAGAAAGUAACACUUCGCGUCCAAGUUCUCGGCCUCUCGACCCUACCCAGCCGCAGCCUGAGCGCAAAGUGGUAUCGUUUGAGGAUGAUGCGCAACCAAGCGGGCUCAGUGCAGAUGAAGAGGACGACGAGUUUUCCGACGAACUUCACUUUAAACCUCCUCCUCCAAAGUUCACCCGUCGAGUAUCCGUGUGUGCUGAGGCAUAUAACCCAGAUGACGAUGAGGACGGUGACAAUGAACCACGCAUAGUGCAUCCCAAAGCUGAUGAGCAACGGCAGAGGCUACAGGAGGCCUGUAAAGACAUCCUGCUGUUUAAAACCCUUGAUCCGGAGCAGUUCUCUGAAGUCCUGGAUGCUAUGUUUGAGGUGCUUGUCAAGCCCGAGGAGCAUAUAAUAGACCAGGGGGCUGAUGGGGACAACUUCUACGUCAUUGAACGUGGGGUGUAUGAUAUUCUGGUAAAAAAGGAUGGAGUAAAUAUCUGUGUUGGUAAAUAUGACAACAAAGGCAGCUUUGGGGAGCUGGCCCUCAUGUACAACACACCACGGGCCGCCACUAUCAUUGCUAAACAGCAGGGGGCACUGUGGGCUCUGGACCGUGCAACAUUCCACAGGCUGAUUGUUAAAAAUAACGCCAAAAAGAGGAGAAUGUAUGAAGCCUUUGUUGAAAGUGUACCUCUUCUCAAGAGUCUUGAGUUGUCUGAACGAAUGAAGAUUGUGGAUGUAUUGGGAAUGAAAUCCUUUAAAGACGGAGAGCUGAUUAUUUUGCAGGGGGAUGAGGCUCAUUGUUUUUACAUUGUGGAGUCUGGUGUCGUCAAGAUUAUGAUGAAGAGCAAAACCAAGGCAGGUCCAAUGGCCAAUGAGGAAGUGGAGAUUGCCCGCUGCUCCAGGGGCCAGUAUUUUGGGGAGCUGGCACUAGUCACUAAUAAGCCACGUGCUGCAUCUGUGUAUGCAGUGGGAGAGACCAAGUGCUUGGUGAUGGAUGUGCAGGCAUUUGAGCGUCUGCUUGGUUCCUGUAAGGAGAUCAUGAAGAGAAAUAUUGCCUCCUACGAGGAGCAGCUAGUGGCCCUCUUUGGCUCCAGCGCUGACUUGCGGCACUAGCAUGCGGAUGUGAAUUUUUGCAAUGUCGUAGCAGGCAACCUUUUUUGUGACAUGAAACAGCUUAAUUCGAUCUUUUGUUUGUUCCAUCAGUGUGUUCGCAGAGAUAACUAAAAUUGUAGGAUUUUUAAAAAAUGGUAGCAGUAAUACCUUCCUGUGCUGCGGUGCUUAGUGAGUGGUUGCACAUGAUCCUUUACCACCACCAUGUAGCAUGUAAACCUUCAUUUAUAACUUUUCUGUUACACUUUUUAGGGUUCUGGUCUGUUGACAUUCCUAAUAAACACAUUCAUACAAGUAAGAGA